CGUCCCGUUGCCCACCCCUAUGCCACACUCCCUCUCCGUCAACUCCUCCCUCCGCUUCCUCAUCGCCUCAGCUUUCCGGAGCUUGUUUAAGCCGCCGUUAGCUACUUCUCCGGCCGCUGGUCACUAUUGCCGGCGAUAGCUGAAACAGGAAAAGAAUAAAAAAGAGAGCAAGACAGAGAGAAUAGGAGAGAGAUUAAAAGAAAGUAGCCUCUAACUUCUCUUCAGCUCUCAGUUUAUUUCUCUUGUUUCUUUCGGCUGCUUUCUCGAUUCUACCUCUCUGCCGUCGUUUGGUAUCUAGUCUGUGAAGUUUACAAGAAGUUUCCACCUGUGAUCGAUCAGCAGCCGUCCGAUUGCUCCAUUCUCUACCACGAAUCGGCGAUCGAUUAUGUAAAUUUCCUGCUCGCUUAGUACGGUAAGCUAAUUUGAGCUGAAUUAGCUUCGAAAUUGAGCUGAGUAGGGACAACAAGAAGUGCGUCCCUGAAGCUGAUUGUGAGCAUGUUGGAUCUUAAUCUGAAUGUGGAAUUGGCCGAGUCGACUCACUACUCCGACUCGGCUUCUUUCAUGGAGGAGGACAAGUAUCAGUGCCAUCGCCAGCUUCCGGAGGCAUCGGAGACGUCUAACUCAUCGGUAGUCAACACCGAUGCGUCGAGCAACGAUGACUCGUGCUCCACACGCGCCUACACCGGCGACGCUGCUAACAACAACAACAACAAACUCAUGAAUGGCACCGCCACCAUCAUCUGCCCCUUCAACUUCGAUAUUCUGAAAGUUUGUGGCGGUGGCGGAAACGAGAAUGACGAAGACGGCAUCGUUGUCACCAAGGACUUCUUCCCCGUUAAGCAAAACUCUGCGGGACGGUACGGGUCCCCGGCACGGGCGAAUUGGAUUGAUCUGACGUUCGAGAGGCAGCAGGAGAUCGCCAGUGGCGGACCGGUGCGGGUGAUUCAGCAAGCCGCACAGCAGCAGGCGAAGAAGAGAAGGAGGGGUCCCAGGUCUCGGAGCUCGCAGUACAGGGGAGUUACCUUCUACAGACGGACUGGCAGAUGGGAAUCUCACAUCUGGGACUGCGGGAAACAGGUGUAUCUGGGUGGAUUUGACACGGCUCAUGCUGCUGCAAGGGUCUAUGAUCGAGCUGCAAUUAAGUUCAGGGGAGUUGAUGCUGAUAUCAACUUCAGCCUUGGCGAUUAUGAGGAAGACAUGAAUCAGAUGAAGAAUCUGACCAAGGAAGAAUCUGUGCACAUACUACGCCGACAAAGCACAGGUUUCUCUCGUGGGAGUUCGAAAUUUCGAGGAGUGACAUUGCACAAAUGUGGCCGGUGGGAAGCUAGAAUGGGACAGUUCCUCGGCAAAAAGUAUAUAUAUCUUGGGCUGUUCGACAGCGAGGUAGAAGCUGCAAGGGCUUAUGACAAGGCAGCCAUCAAGUGUAAUGGAAGGGAGGCUGUGACCAACUUCGAGCCUUGUACAUAUGAAGGGGAGAUGCCUUCUUCUGAGGCUAGUUCUGAAGGAACUGGCCACAACCUUGACCUUAACUUGGGAAUAUCCCCUCCUUUUGCCUUUGCUUCCAAGGAAAAUGCGGGCCACCUGCCAUUCCACUCAAGACCUCAAGAUCGUGACAAGAGUUCAAUGGUAGAGAACCCAAUGGGUAAAAUGGUUGGUGAUCCACUUUUCAAAGGGUUUGUGAGGACAUCAUCAGAUCACUCAGUACCCUUGAAAGGUGCAUAUGCCACUUUCUUCCUUGCCGAGGAAAAAGCCACCACAGAGAAGACGAUAGAACAUCAAUAUCAACAAGCUUCUUCUCAUGGGCUCCCCCACAGCUGGGCGUGGCAAAUGCAUGGGCAACAGGUCGCAGCUACUACCCCAAUGGCAUUGUUCUCUACGACCACUGCAGCAUCAUCAGGAUUCUCAACUUCAGCUACCCUUCUUCGUCAUCCCUCGAAACCUUUCAACCACAACACAGCGGCAGCAGCAGCAGCAGCCCACGGCUUUGAUUUCGUACCAUCUCCAGUGGUCAUGGCUGCCAACGACUCUACGUUCUUCUACUCGAUGAAGCCUCCCCAGGCUCCCUCCCUAUAAAACCAAACCACACCAGGCUCUUAUUCUUCUUCACUGUGAAGCACCAGUAAGCAAAGAAGAAAAAGGCACAUGUUCUCCGAGUUGAUGCACUUUCCAGACUAUGCAUUUUAUACUGAUAUUCUUCUAGUUGAAUUACUGCGACUCUCUGCAAUGCUUGGAGCCCAGCCUCUUGUUUGGCUGAUCAGUUCCCCUCAGAAGUCAGAAUUAUGGUAUAGCUGUUGGAGUUGGUAGUUGAUAUUUGAAUGUAAACUGAGCAUACAUAACUGUAGCCAUACAUCAAUUCGCUCUGACUCACUCUAAAUCUUAUUUUGAAGUAAUCGGUGUGGGGCUGGUCUCUUCCUGUUGAAAUGAGUACUUUAAAAAAAAAAAAUUAAGAUA
This is a messenger RNA of Linum trigynum, 2451 nucleotides long. NCBI's taxonomy places the organism in Eukaryota, Viridiplantae, Streptophyta, Magnoliopsida, Malpighiales, Linaceae. The record is from the annotation of a GenBank genome assembly.